Messenger RNA from Bombus impatiens (common eastern bumble bee), 1227 nucleotides. RefSeq names its product 60S acidic ribosomal protein P0 (gene RpLP0). The record is from RefSeq and is a predicted model, not a curated record. Gene Ontology annotation, biological process: ribosomal large subunit assembly; ribosome biogenesis; cytoplasmic translation. Gene Ontology annotation, cellular component: cytosolic large ribosomal subunit. The transcript has 5 exons. The coding region runs from base 163 to 1116 and encodes 317 amino acids. Gene Ontology annotation, molecular function: large ribosomal subunit rRNA binding; structural constituent of ribosome. Lineage: Eukaryota; Metazoa; Arthropoda; Insecta; Hymenoptera; Apidae.
UAGACAUUUUUUAAAUAUUCGCGCUAAGAUAAUGAUUUACCUGAGGCGCGUAUCCGGUAAAUCUUUGUGUCAUGGAGAAGGAAGAACUUCCUCUUUCUUCCACAUUGCACCCGCUAAUUUUUGCUGAGUCCUUAAACGUUUUAUCCCUAUACACACUUCAAGAUGGGUAGGGAGGACAAGGCAACAUGGAAAUCCAAUUACUUUACAAAACUUGUUCAACUAUUGGAUGAUUACCCAAAAUGUUUCAUUGUGGGUGCUGACAAUGUCGGCUCUAAACAAAUGCAACAAAUCCGUAUGUCCCUUCGUGGGAAUGCUGUUGUAUUAAUGGGAAAGAACACAAUGAUGAGGAAAGCUAUUCGUGGUCAUAUUGAACGCAAUGCUGCCCUUGAAAAACUUCUUCCACAUAUUCGUGGAAAUGUUGGUUUUGUUUUUACCCGUGGAGAUUUAAUCGAAGUACGGGACAAACUUUUGGAAAACAAAGUCAGAGCACCAGCUAGAGCAGGUGCUAUUGCACCACUAAGUGUAAUUAUUCCUGCUCAAAACACUGGUCUUGGACCUGAGAAAACAUCAUUCUUUCAAGCCUUGAGCAUUCCUACCAAAAUUUCUAAGGGUACUAUUGAAAUUAUUAACGAUGUACAUAUUUUAAAACCAGGUGAUAAGGUGGGUGCAUCUGAAGCCACUCUUUUAAAUAUGUUGAACAUUUCUCCGUUUUCAUAUGGUUUACUUGUUGAACAAGUCUAUGAUUCGGGUACUAUUUUUGCACCUGAAAUUUUGGACAUCAAACCAGAAGAUCUAAGGGAAAAAUUCAUGGCUGGAGUGGCAAACUUAGCUGCAGUGUGUUUAGCUAUUGGCUAUCCUACAGUAGCUAGUGCUCCUCACAGUAUUGCUAAUGGAUUCAAGAAUCUGUUGGCCAUUGCUGCUGUGACUGAUAUUGAAUUUCCAGAAGCAGCUACAAUUAAGGAAUACAUCAAAGACCCAAGUAAAUUUGCUGCCGCAGUUUCUGUUGCUGCACCAGCUACGGCUGCUGCAGAAGCACCAGUCGCGGAAAAGAAAGAAGAAAAGAAAGAGGAAUCUGAGUCAGAAGACGAAGAUAUGGGAUUCGGUUUGUUCGACUAAAAUACGAAUGUACAUACAUAUAUAUGUAUUACAUGAUUAAUGAUGUGAUUAUUUUAAUAAUCCGAACCUUCAACACAUACAACACUGAAAUAAAAAAUGAUUCAUAACAUA